GGACCCUGAACUGAAGCUUCGGCUGCACACCCCAAGGUGUGUGCGCGUAGAUUACCCCCGUAUGACGUUUGUCCCACCUUAACCCUCUUCCUUUGACCACCCGCAGGUCUUGCGACAGGCUGCAAAGCGGGAAGGUCCAGAACAGAAUUUGAGCUACUCAAAUAAGUGCAAGUGCAGUGACUGGCUGGCCGACAGCAACUGAUCCCUCCCUCUCUCCACUUCACGACCUUCAUCUUUUCAGACCCACCCACAAACAAAUUCACAGCCUUCACCAGCCCAAACGCCUUUCCGGACCAAAAACCCAAUUCUGUCUCUCUGGCUGUCUGUCUUCGGUUCAUCUCUGCCUCUUACACCAACAAGAUCUGCAACCAACCCACACGCAAAAAUGUCGUCCUCCAACAUCCCCACCUCCACCUCUGUGCUGGAGAGCGUCGUCAUCAAGGCGCCCCUCUCCCACGUCUGGCACUUCAUCAAGCUGCAGGACUUCUCCAAGUUCUGGACCGCCCUCACCAAGUCCGAGUUUGUCAAGGGCGCCAACGAGGAGGCCGACCUGGUCAGGUGGACCUUCAAGGACGGCAGCGUCUACGAGGUCAAGCAGGAGGAGCACUCUUCCAUCAACCACACCAUCACCUACAGCAUCAUCACCUCCAGCCCGGAGCUCACCUACUCCAGCGUCCUGAGCACCAUCCGCCUGCACGCUGUCACCGCUGGCGCCCAUGCUGGAAGCACCUACGUCGAGUGGAGCGCUAACUUCUCCAGUGAUGCCACUGCUGAGGUCAUCUCCGAUGCCAAGUACAAGCGUAUCGAGGCUCUGAGCGACCUGGAGAAGGCUGCCAUCAAGGCUUAGAUGCCUAGGUCAGGAUUCGACUUGGUCAAAAGGCCAUGAUGGGCCAGGGAACAUGGAAACGAUGAAUGAUCUUUCCCAGAUUGGUAAUCAUGAAUAAUGUGUGGGUGUCCUGGGCAAAAGCCUCGGACAUGGAGGAAUCAAAUCUUGCUUUGUCACGCCUCAGUAGGCACAAAAUUCAUUUCCAUCGUCACAUAAUGUUCCCCAAUGGAAAACUCCUUUAUGUGUCUGGAAAUAUGCCUACCAAGAGGCAUUCCAUAAUUGCCAGAGGACUGCAGGCACUUGUGAAACUGAAGUUUUCCAUCGUGUGGAUAUCGAGUGUGCACAUGGUCUCUGGGCUGCAGUUGUUAUCUAUUAAAGCUCGUCCAAAAGAGGACUGUAGGGUGGGUUCUCCCACUGACAGGGGCUCGAACCAGUCUUGCUGCCCUUUACAGAGCAUCACCUUUCACCAAAUGCACAAUCUUGGAAGUUGUUUUCUUCA
Diaporthe batatas is the source of this 1325-nucleotide messenger RNA. RefSeq lists its product as uncharacterized. The coding region runs from base 386 to 847 and encodes 153 amino acids. The record is from RefSeq and is a predicted model, not a curated record. The transcript has 3 exons. Lineage: Eukaryota; Fungi; Ascomycota; Sordariomycetes; Diaporthales; Diaporthaceae.